AUGACUCUUAAAUCACCCAAAGCAAUUUGGGAUUAUCUGAAAGAGGAAUACGCUGGAGAUGAUAGAAUACGAAGCAUGCAAGUGCUGAAUUUAAGGAGGGAAUUUGAGCUUCAAAGGAUGCAAGAGUCAGAGACAAUCAAAGAAUACUCAAACAAAUUGUUGGGUAUUGCCAACAAGAUAAAGUUGUUGGGAAGUGAUUUUGCUGAUUCGAGAAUUGUAGAGAAAAUUUUGGUAACGGUGCCGGAGAGGUAUGAAGCAUCUAUAGCUUCAUUGGAGAACACAAAGGAUCUGUCGAAAAUCACAUUGGCAGAAGUGCUACAUGCCCUGCAAGCUCAAGAGCAACGAAGGUUGAUGAGGCAAGAUUGUGUUGUCGAAGGUGUUUUGCCCGCCAAACAUCAUGAAGUUGAUGAAAGCAAAGGAUUUUUUCAAGAAGAAUCAACCAGCAACCAGCAAAAAUAG
Glycine soja is the source of this 459-nucleotide messenger RNA. RefSeq lists its product as uncharacterized. The transcript has a single exon. The record is from RefSeq and is a predicted model, not a curated record. Bases 1 to 459 code for a protein of 152 amino acids. NCBI's taxonomy places the organism in Eukaryota, Viridiplantae, Streptophyta, Magnoliopsida, Fabales, Fabaceae.